Leishmania major strain Friedlin is the source of this 1014-nucleotide messenger RNA. RefSeq lists its product as hypothetical. The record is from RefSeq and is a predicted model, not a curated record. Gene Ontology annotation, cellular component: eRF1 methyltransferase complex. Gene Ontology annotation, biological process: methylation. Lineage: Eukaryota; Euglenozoa; Kinetoplastea; Trypanosomatida; Trypanosomatidae. Gene Ontology annotation, molecular function: S-adenosylmethionine-dependent methyltransferase activity; protein methyltransferase activity; nucleic acid binding. The transcript has a single exon. The coding region runs from base 1 to 1014 and encodes 337 amino acids.
AUGAGCUCUAUCACCGGGGCUGCGUACUCGUCCCCGGAGUACACGCACUGCAUUCGCGAUUCGCGCUUUCGCCACAACGUCUACGAGCCUGAGGCGGACACAUUUCUCUUUCUCGAUGCUCUCGACAAGGAUGCCGAGCUUCUUCGCUCCAUUCGACCAGACCGCUGCGUGGAGGUGGGGUGCGGCUCCGGCGCCGUCAUCACACAUCUCCGGUGUCUACUAAUGCCGUCCGUCGCAGCAGCAGCCACACAGGAGCUUGAAGCAGAAACGCCUGAGCUCUGCUGUGGCGCGAGCGGCAUCCGAAGCGCUGUUGGCGGACCAAUGUUCUGUGCUGUGGAUGUGAACCCGCUGGCUCUCGAGGCCACCGCAAUCACCUGGACGGAAACCCUUCUCAAGUACUUUAGGGAGACGGUUUUGGCCGCCUUCUACGAGCGCAUAUUUCAGAGUGCCGUUCCAACCUCGCUCGCUGCCCCAGUGGUGCUCUCGGCCGAGGGGGUUUCGCCACCACUAACGCGUGUGGAUGCCGACGACCCGACAUCUUCUGCGCUGUCGGCUUCGACCUUCUGCCUUCAUCGCUUCCACGGCGAUCUCUUAAACGCGCUGCCUCGUGGGAACUCGGCGCCCGCGCUGUUCGAUGUUGUCCUCUUCAACCCCCCGUACGUCCCGACCUCGCUCAAGGAGUUGCAGGAUGCCAUAACCCAAAGGGACGUGAUCACCACAGCGUGGUGCGGCGGGCCGCGAGGACGCGUUGUGCUCGACCGGUUCCUGCGUCAGCUUCCUUCCGUUCUCUCGCGGCGCGGUGUGUGCUACGUGGUGCUUAUCAAGGAAAACAAUGCGACGGAUGUGGUGGCGUUUGCCCAGGCUGCGUUUCGCGAGCAUCUGCGUUGCAGCGGGACGGAGACUGUGAAGGAUGAGGACGACGUGCUUGAGGCCUCGGAGGUGGCGGCGCGCUACACGGGCGAGCAUUUAAGCGUGUACAGACUGCGCUACGUGCCCCGAUUUCAAACGCCAUGA